Ectocarpus siliculosus is the source of this 1292-nucleotide messenger RNA. Lineage: Eukaryota; Phaeophyceae; Ectocarpales; Ectocarpaceae. The record is from the annotation of a GenBank genome assembly.
AUGGCGUCGAGGUAUGACCGAGCGAUCACGGUGUUCUCGCCGGAUGGACACCUCUUCCAGGUGGAGUACGCCAUCGAGGCCGUCAAACGGGGGUCUUCGGUAGUCUGCGUGAAGGGCAAGGACUGCGUGGUGUUGGGGGUGGAGCGGCGAGCGACCGCCAAGCUCCAGGACCCUCGCACGAUCCGCAAGAUCGUCAAGAUCGACAGCCACAUCACGCUGGCCUUCGCAGGGCUUACGGCUGACGCACGCGUGCUCGUGGACAAGGCGCGGCUGGAGUGCCAGAGCUACCGGCUCACGUGCGAGGACGCCCCGUCCAUCGAGUACGUCGCCCGCUUCAUCGCGCGCACGCAGCAGCGCUACACACAGCGCGGCGGCAUGCGACCGUUCGGGGUUUCCUCCAUCCUGGCUGGAUUUUCGCAGGACGGGACACCGCAGAUCUACCAGACGGAUCCGGCCGGUACGUACUCUGCGUGGAAGGCCAACGCCAUCGGCGGGAGCAACAGCAACAACAUGCGAGAGUUCUUGGAGAAGAACUGGGCGAACGACAUGGACGAGGGGGCGGCGAAGAAGCUCUGCAUGAAGGCAUUGCUGGAGGUGGUGGACUCGGGCGCAAAAAACAUGGAGAUUGCCAUCGUCAGGUUCGGGAAGGCCAACGAGAUGAUGACGGAAGAGAUGAUGCAAGCGGUCGCGGCCGAGCUGGAGGCGGAGGCGGAGGAGGCGAAGGAGGCUUCAGCGGGAGACGUGCAAAUGACGUAGAUAGCAGCAAAAAACCGUAGAACCUACAUAAACACGCCGGGUUGUUGGCGCUAUUUCUCGUCUCAUGUAGGGGGAUGGGGGAGGAUACAAACACGCGGGGUUGUUGGCGCUAUUUCUCUUCUUUCGGAGGCAAUAUGAGGGUUAGGCUGCUGCUGUAACCCCCAUGUGCAAGACUCGCAAACGUUAAUCACACGCGAGCCUGGCUGGCGUUUUGUUGAUCCGCCAUGUGGUGGUGUUGGUCUGUGUUUGCGCUUACCUGAUGUGAUGGCUUGCUACUAGUAGUGGUUGUCCGUGUCGGAGGGUCAACAAAAGACAGGCGGACGAGUCAACCCGAAAAUGCGGUACGUUGUGGUCUCACUUCUGGCACGGGUGUGCCUUUAACCAUCGAUUGCCGGAACGAAAGCAGGGCUUACACGACCGUUCUUUUGGUGGUUUGCCGGUGGCUAUUUGGCGUUAUUCGAGAAGACAAAGGGGGGCGACGUAGGGGCCUCAGAUAAACGAAAACCACGAUAUGCGGGCUUAGGCCCUUGUGACUC